This is a messenger RNA of Mastomys coucha (southern multimammate mouse), 4787 nucleotides long. It is a transcript of the gene Abcb8, whose product is annotated as ATP binding cassette subfamily B member 8. The coding region runs from base 94 to 2235 and encodes 713 amino acids. Gene Ontology annotation, biological process: transmembrane transport. The transcript has 16 exons. The record is from RefSeq and is a predicted model, not a curated record. NCBI's taxonomy places the organism in Eukaryota, Metazoa, Chordata, Mammalia, Rodentia, Muridae. Gene Ontology annotation, cellular component: membrane. Gene Ontology annotation, molecular function: ATP hydrolysis activity; ABC-type transporter activity; ATP binding.
GGUUGUCGGGAUGGGGCCAUAGUGAACAUGGAACUCUCGGUAGAAUAAGUGCGAGAUUGCCGUUGCUGGCUGCCCCUGUCUUGUUGCCUCAACAUGUUGAUGCACUUAUUUCGGGUCGGAAUCCGGGGUGGCCAAGUUCCAGGAUGGUCGCUACAAUCUCUGCGCUUCCAGACGUUCUCAGCCGCCAGGUCCUCAGAUGACCAGCUCAGCUCAUGCCUCCUGCGGGCUGUAGCCCAGCUCCGGUCACAGCUCUGGGCUCACCUCCCUCGAGCCCCACCAGCUUCCCAUCGGAGCCCCUCUGCCUGGCGUUGGGUUGGGGGGACCUUGGUGGUCCCUGCAGUCCUGUGGCAGCAUCCCCGCCUCUGCCUUAUAGCACUGUGUGAGACCAGAGGGUCCCCUCCUGCCCGGCCCACACGCGCCCCAGAGCUGGGCUUUAACUGGAAGCUCUUUUGGCAUUUCCUCCAUCCCCAUCUGCUGGCCCUGGGGGCGGCCAUUGUGCUGGCCUUAGGUGCGGCACUACUGAAUGUUCAGAUCCCUCUCCUCCUGGGCCAGCUGGUGGAGAUUGUCGCCAAGUACACGAGGGACCACGUGGGGAGUUUCGUGUCCGAGUCCCGUAAGCUCAGCAUGCAGCUGCUCCUACUGUACAGUGUUCAGGGAUUGCUGACCUUUGGAUACCUGGUGCUGCUGUCUCACAUUGGUGAGCGCAUGGCCAUGGACAUGCGGAAAGCCCUUUUCAGCUCCCUGCUCCGGCAAGACAUUGCUUUCUUUGAUGCCAAAAAGACAGGGCAGCUAGUGAGUCGCUUGACUACCGAUGUGCAAGAAUUCAAGUCAUCCUUCAAGCUUGUCAUCUCCCAGGGACUGCGCAGCUGCACCCAGGUGAUCGGUAGCCUGGUGUCCCUGUCUAUGCUGUCCCCGCGCCUUACACUGAUACUGGCUGUCGUCACACCUGCCCUCAUGGGAGUGGGCACCCUGCUGGGCUCAGGCCUCCGAAAGCUGUCUCGCCAGUGUCAGGAGCAGAUUGCCAGGGCGACAGGUGUAGCAGACGAGGCCCUCGGCAAUGUUCGGACUGUGCGGGCCUUCGCGAUGGAGAAGAGGGAGGAGGAACGCUAUCAAGCAGAACUGGAGUCAUGCUGCUGUAAAGCAGAGGAGCUGGGCAGGGGCAUAGCCUUGUUCCAAGGGCUCUCUAACAUCGCUUUCAACUGUAUGGUCUUGGGCACCCUGUUCAUUGGGGGCUCCCUUGUGGCUGGACAGCAGCUGAAAGGGGGAGACCUCAUGUCCUUCCUGGUGGCUUCCCAGACAGUACAGAGGUCUAUGGCCAGCCUCUCUGUCCUGUUUGGUCAGGUGGUGCGUGGGCUGAGUGCAGGAGCCCGAGUCUUCGAGUACAUGGCCCUGAGCCCCGUCAUCCCAUUGACCGGGAGCUUCUGCAUCCCCAGCAAGGACCUUCGUGGUUCCAUCACCUUCCAGAAUGUCAGCUUCAGCUACCCCUGCAGACCCGGUGUCAGUGUGCUCAAGGACUUCACCCUGAAGCUGCCCCCUGGCAAGAUUGUGGCUCUUGUGGGCCAGUCUGGGGGAGGCAAGACCACAGUUGCUUCCCUGCUGGAGCGCUUCUAUGACCCCACAGCUGGCACAGUGACGCUGGAUGGGCAUGACCUGCGCACUCUCAACCCCUCCUGGCUCCGGGGCCAGGUCAUAGGUUUCAUCAGCCAGGAGCCAGUCCUGUUUGCAACAACAAUCAUGGAGAAUAUCCGAUUUGGGAAGCUGGAUGCUUCCGAUGAAGAGGUGUAUGCGGCUGCACGAGAAGCCAAUGCCCACGAGUUCAUCAGCCGCUUCCCUGAUGGCUACAGCACUGUGGUUGGUGAGCGGGGCACAACCUUGUCUGGUGGCCAGAAGCAACGCCUAGCCAUUGCACGUGCCCUCAUCAAGCGGCCCACAGUGCUGAUCCUGGACGAGGCUACCAGUGCGCUCGAUGCAGAGUCUGAGAGGGUGGUACAGGAGGCCCUGGACCGGGCCAGUGCUGGCCGCACUGUAUUGGUCAUUGCCCACCGGCUCAGCACUGUUCGUGCAGCCCACUCCAUCAUUGUCAUGGCCAAUGGCCAAGUUUGUGAGGCUGGGACCCACGAAGAACUCCUUAAAAAAGGCGGGCUCUAUGCAGAACUUAUCCGGAGACAAGCCCUGGAUGCCUCACUCACCUCAACCCCACCUGCAGAGAAGCCUGAAGACCCUAGAAACUGCUAGUGGAAAGCCUGAGAGGCCCCCUGGGGUCAGGUCACUGCAAGGCAUGGGUCUGAGGCUGGAGCUCUGCUGGGGACAGAGCCCUUGAAGGACCAGUGUGCUAGAGUGUGGCCAGAACUACUGCUCCCUUAAAGGGGCUGGGCCCAGCAGCUGGGGGGAAGUAACUCUCCUCCUGUCUGACUCUCUGACCAUCCUGACUCAGCUCUGUGGUCACAGAUGUACACAGGGAGACAAAGUCCCUGAAUACCUCUGCUUGACCCUCUCAGGCUGGUCUGAUUCUGCCCAGCACUCAGUUGUUUAGGCCCUCACUCCAGGGGACUUCCCAGGCCUGGUAGAAUCCCAGCACUUGGGAGACAGAAGUGGGAGGAUCAAAAGUUCAAGGCCAUCCUGAACUACAUAGUGAGACCCUAUCUCAAAAAAAAAAAAAAAAAAGGAACCUAAAUAAAAAAAGAAAAAUUUAAAAGAGGCUGAGGCUGUAGCUUAGUAGCAGAAUGCUUGCCUGCCGAAUGUGAGGGGCCUAGAUAUAAUCCUUAGCACUGCAAAUAAGAAAGAAAACCCAGGCUUGGAGUGUAACCAGGACCUCAGACUAGGCUCUGCUUCACCAUAAGUAGGACCACUCAUCAUCAGCUUUACUCUUGCAUCUGCAAUGCAUCUCUUGGUCUGUCCUCCACACAGUCAUCCUGGUUUCUGGCAGAAUGAAGUGGUAAUGGUCAUUGUACAAGAAGCACCCAGCCUCCCAGGCUGUGCCAUUUGCCUCAGUCAGACCUGGUGAGACUACAGAGCCAAAAGCGAGACACUGGAGAGGCUGCUGUGCCAGCAAGAUGGGGGCUAGCAGCAGGAGGUCAUCCUUGGCUACACGGAGGUUGAGGCUAGCCUGGCCUUUGUGAGAGUCUGCCCCAAAGGUGGAAAGCACAAUUAAUAUGAAAUACAAUGUGAGAUUCUUAUGAGUAACCAUAAGGAUCAUAGAAGUGGUGGGACGGUGGCCUCGCCUUGAAAGGGGGGAAGCAGGCAGCCUGUGGUCCCAAAGCCAGAGCCUCUACUGGCUUCUCAGUUGUUGGGAAAGCGCAUGAAAGACCCCAUAGACUGCACCUGUACUCCCAGAGCGUCAGCACUUUGUCUUAUGCAGAGGCCCUGACCCACUUCACUUAUGCCCAGAGGGUGAUGGCCCCUAUUUAGCCUUGGGACCGUAGAUCACUUCCCACUGAGAAUCUGUCCCUGGCCAGCCACAUCCAGGUUAUAGGAUUCUGUGCAAACCAGGGACUGGAUCAGGGGAGGGGGGCUAUACCUGGAUGGCCAGACAAGCAUUUUGUACUUUUCAUGUGGCAAAGGAUGACAUUGUCUUUCAGGAGUGACAGGUGCAGAGGGCAGAAACAGCUGCUGUUGGGGGCCUGUAUAGGACCACAUACGCUGCUGUGAGGACAAGGAACCCAAGAACCCUAGUCCAUAGUGCCGUGGUUUAAUAUCAUCCUGGAAUGUGACAGCCUGGGAAGCAGAGUUCUGGGGUGGCUUCCUUUGCCUAACCACGGCACCCCUCCCCCACCCCAAACAAGUGCAGCUUAGAGCAAGGCCUCUGCUUUCCAUAGACAUGUCCCUCUGUCUGGCCCUACACUUUAUCCACUUGAAGCAUAAAGUCUCCCUCACCGAGCAUCCAGCCCAUUGGCUCCACAUGCACACAGUCAUCAGGCUACAAUGCGCACACAGAUUCUCUGUCCUCUGACAGCCACAGGAUGACUGCCCACCAGGGAAGGAACCCUAUGGUCAGUGGCUGGUGACCACAGCCCUGUCACCCUGGCCUGGCUUUCCCAGCCUCUCAGUAGAGUACAGCUUGGCUUCACUUGCUCUUAAAAGUUUCUUCCAGGGGCUGGAGAGAUGGCUCAGCGGGUAAGAGCACUGACUGUCCUUCUGGAGGUCCUGAGUUCAAUUCCCAGCAACCACAUGGUGGCUCAUAACCAUCUGUAAUGAGAUCUGAUGCCCUCUUCUGGUGUGUCUGAAGACAGCUACAGUGUACUUACAUAUAAUAAAUAAAUAAAUAAAUAAAUAAAUCUUUAAAAAAAAAAAGUUUCUUCCAAAAGUUAAGUGGCACAUGUUGGAAUCACAUCCCUAAAGCCCACAGUAUCAUAGCCCCAGAAAGUGGUCACAUCUGUGCCAUGAGCCUUUCUAGUCACCUGUCCCUCCUAAGAUGUCACCUGCCUAGUCUGUGCCACUAAAUCUAGGGCCAUUUCUGAGACUAAGCCCCAAGUGCUUGCUAGGAGGACCAAAGUCCAUAGGAGCUCUAGAAGCCAGCACAGCAGGACUGAUUGGCUGGUAGAAUUACAUCCCCACCACUCACGGCCAGAAGCCACCAGGAUGAACCAGUGCUUUCCAAAGACAUGGGCCUGUGAUAUUAUUGCUCAACAAGUGGAAAACCUGCUGCCAAACCUAAGGACCCAUGUUCAGUCCCGUAAGACGUGUGGAUGAGCAACUCCUGAAAGUUAUCCUCUGACCUCCAUAUGUGCUGUGACAUACAUACCCAAUAAACAAAUAAAUAAUAAAAAAGCAGGAAAAAAUUAUGUAAA